This is a messenger RNA of Mycosarcoma maydis (corn smut), 1050 nucleotides long. Its product is annotated as G-protein beta subunit Bpp1. Gene Ontology annotation, biological process: G protein-coupled receptor signaling pathway. Gene Ontology annotation, molecular function: protein binding; signaling receptor complex adaptor activity. Gene Ontology annotation, cellular component: cytoplasm; heterotrimeric G-protein complex. The record is from RefSeq and is a predicted model, not a curated record. Lineage: Eukaryota; Fungi; Basidiomycota; Ustilaginomycetes; Ustilaginales. The transcript has a single exon. Bases 1 to 1050 code for a protein of 349 amino acids.
AUGUCAGCACCAGCAGCCGAUUUGCAGGAGCGCAUUGCCGCCGCUCGUCGCGAGGCCGACGGUCUCAAGGAAAAGAUCCGUGCCAAGAAGGAUCAAAUGGCGGAUACCAGUCUUCGAGCUAUGGCCAACGACAUCGAACCUCUGCCCAGAAUUGUCAUGAAGCCACGAAGAACGCUCAAAGGUCACCUCGCCAAGAUUUACGCCAUGCACUGGGCCAGCGACAAGCGUCACCUUGUCUCGGCUUCCCAGGAUGGAAAGCUCAUCGUCUGGGAUGCCUACACCACCAACAAGGUCCAUGCCAUCCCUCUUCGCUCUUCAUGGGUCAUGACCUGCGCUUACGCUCCCUCGGGCAACUCGGUCGCCUGCGGUGGUCUCGACAAUAUUUGCAGUAUCUACUCGCUCCGCGGCCGCGACCCGCACAACAUCAAGGUCGGAAGGGAACUUUCGGCGCACACCGGCUACCUCAGUUGUUGUCGCUUCCUAAACGACCAACAGAUCCUCACCUCGUCCGGAGACAUGAGCUGUAUCCUCUGGGACAUUGACUCGGGCACCCGCAUCUCUGAGUUCAACGACCACACCGGUGAUGUUAUGAGCAUCUCGCUCAGCUCCAACCCCAACGUCUUUGUCUCGGGUGCCUGCGAUGCCGUUGCAAAGGUGUGGGACAUCCGAAGCGGCAAGGCCGUCCAGACAUUUGCUGGCCACGAGAGCGACAUCAAUGCCGUCCAAUUCUUCCCCAACGGCGAUGCAUUUGCUACCGGUUCCGACGACGCCUCGUGCCGCCUCUUUGACCUCCGAGCCGAUCGUGAGCUCAACACGUACACCCACGACAACAUUCUCUGCGGUAUCACCUCGGUCGGCUUCUCGGUAUCGGGUCGUAUCCUCUUUGCCGGCUACGACGACUAUACCUGCAACGUUUGGGAUACUCUCAAGGGCGAGCGUGUGGGUGUGCUCGCAGCGCACGAGAACCGUGUAUCGUGCCUCGGUGUCAGCGCCGACGGUAUGGCGCUUUGCACGGGCAGCUGGGACUCGCGCCUCCUCAUCUGGGCUUAA